GUUGGCCAUCAAGUAGCCCUAAGAUCAUCCGGAGUCAAUGCUAACAAUAAUGCAAAUGGAUUCACUUUUCUACAAUCAACAUUUUCAGACAUUAAUGCUAACUUGCAAACAUCAGAGGUAUUAAACCAUAGUUAAAACCUAGAAGAAAAAAAAUAUGUUAAUUUUGUUUACUCCAUUUUAUCAAUCUUAUUAAAUAAUUUAAGUUUAAUUUUUCACAUUAAUUUUGCAAAAUAUCCGUAGACUCAAAAUUGCAAUAUUUCAAAAUUCUGAAUUGUCAUGUUUUUUUUAAAUAGGAUAAAUGUUGUAUGUUUAUAAAGUAUUACAACAACAUUUCUCGAGAUGAAAGAGCAGCUUUUUUACGUGACCUUGCAAAAAAUUAUGGCAUUCAUCCAGAAAAUGUAGUCACUGUUGCAAAGACAGCAGUGGCUGUAAAGGUAUGUUGUUUGCAUAAAUAUACAACUUAAAAUUCUUUGAAAAAACAGCAAGGUAAGGAAAUACUCCUAACUUGUUUCCUUUUACAAAUUAUGUAAAUGUUAUAAUUACCUUAAUAAAAUUUUGAUUUUUUUAUUCUUCAAUUAGUUUUUACAAAUUGAAAAAAUCUUUUGACAUUUAUGACUAACAAGUAUGCCUGCAAUUGCUUACUUUAGGACAAAGGAGAUGUUAGCCUGUUAGCUUCAUCAGAGAAACUGCGGUCAAGUCUAAAACCAAAAUUCAAAACAUUAUUUACACAUAUUGGAAGGGUAGAUGGAGGAGUGAAAUUUUUGGUAGACUGUCGAGCUGAUGUCCUGGUAAAUGCAAUUUUUAAUAAUUAUAUCAUGCACUAAUACGUUUGUUUGCUCUAAUUAUUUUACAAAAACAAAAUAAGUUUAUAAAAAUGUAGCUUCUACACGUAUACCCCUUAAUAUUGUUUUUAGGAUAAUAUGGUAGAGACCGUGCUCAAGCUUUGUGGAUGAAAUAUUAAGAACAGGAUUUGUAGAAAUUUGAAUGACAACAUGAGAAAAUCAAAUCAACAAUUUGGCUGAAUGCUUUCCUCUUCAGGCACAACAAACACACAAAAAAACAAGAUAGAAUCAGACAAAAAGGAAACAUAAUAAAUUGUAGAAAGAUCUAAACAGCAAGUUUUAUAUUGUUUUAUUGAUACAAAUCGGUCAUGUCUAAUUCAUAUUUAAAUCUAUUAUGGAGACAUUACCAAGGAACAGUUUAAUACAGUUACAGUCUAAUGAUUUUAGUGAAAAGUUUAAUAGAAAAUGCCAAAGUUUCAAAAUGUAAAUACGAAAUCAAUAUAAAAGGGAAAAAUUAAAGUACUUGAGUGACAACAUGCAGCAAUGUGGUACAUAUAAUUUGAAUUACUUAAUUUCCAUUCCUUAUUCUUGCUGUCAUAUUAGGGUAUGAAAGCAAGGCUGUGAUGAAUACAUUCAAUGUGUCUUAUGUUGCCUUCGUUAAAGUGGGAUGAAGUGGGACGAAGUGGGACAUUUUUUUCCUUCAAAAUUUUGAAGAUGCUCACUAAAUCUUAUCUGACAGUCUUCUUCCUGUCUCACCUAUAUAACAAGAGUAACACUUUCGGCAACAAUCACAUAGAUGACACUGCUACUAAUACAUGUGAACCACUCAUUGAUGGUAAAGGAGCUCUAAGAAGAAGUUAAUUUGUUUAGUUUCAAGUACAUGUGGGCAAGUUCUGCAACUGCCUUGUUAACACUGGUUUUAGUUGGUUAACCCCUUUGUGCAUCAUCAAACAUUGUAGCCUAUGUAAACACUGUUUUAUAGCACACUUCUCAAAAUCAAGAAGUUGACCAUUGAGUCUAUCUUGAUCAGAAAUAAGAUAUUAUCUGAUGUAUCAGUUAAAUAUAAUUCAUAUUUAAAUUGUAUUUACUUAAUAAAAUAAAAAUCAUAUAAUCAUAUUUAAAGUUAAAGAACCUAAACAUUCAAGUUAUGUGUACCGUUAUUAUACAGUUCAAUUUAAGACUAGUUAAAACAAAACUUAUUUUUAGACCACACACCCCUCCCCCCCCACCCCCCAUUUCCCAUCUUUUUGCCUACCCCCUUUUCCAGAUAAAUUCUAGGUGAUCACUCAUUAAGAAAUAAGAUAAUUUUAUUAGAAUGUGUAAAACGUGAACAAAAAAAAAAAUAAUUUUUAAACCCCCCCCCCCCCCCCCCCCCCCCCCCAUUUCCCAUCUUUUUGCCUACCCCCUUUUCCAGAUAAAUUCUAGGUGAUCACUCAUUAAGAAAUAAGAUAAUUUUAUUAGAAUGUGUAAAACGUGAACAAAUUGACAAGCUUGGAAGGGGGGGGGGGUGUUACAGAAAAUUUGAAUAGAUGUAUAAAAUGUCACAGUGACAAAUGCCUUAUCAGUAAUAGUAUAGCAUGACCUAUCAACUAUAGUGAAUGAAAGUGGAAACACACAAAAUUGACAGGAGCAUAGAAAUGAAAAACACAUUAUCAUAGACAACACAGUAGCAUAUGUAGUUUUAUUGACGACACAUUAUCAAAUGUCAAUAUAUAUAGACAUAUCAAUUUGUUUUUAGGUUGAAGGUCAUGAGAAGAUGUCCUAAAUCCCCAACUUGUUACUUGUCAUUAUAAUCAAGCCCCAGAAUCACUUUAUUAACAGUUUAAAUAUUUACUAUUCAAUGUUUAGUAAUUAGUUUGUUUUAAGAGUAUUGUCUCACUUGUUGUGUUCACUAAUUCCUUCAUCUGUGUUCAUGUACCCAUAUCAGCACAAAACAUAAUCCAAUUUUUAAAAUAUGUUUUAAGAGUAUUGUCUCCCUUGUUGUGUUCACUAAUUCCUUCAUCUGUGUUCAUGUACCCAUAUCAGCACAAAACAUAAUCCAAUUUUUAAAAUAUGUUUUAAGAGUAUUAAGCAAAGUUGCACAAGUGAGAUGGACGUGGCACUGUUUCAAGAACUCAAUAUUGCCUUAAUGGAUCUACUGCGUCUCUGGUUCACAGUUGGCCUACUAAAUUUGGAAAGAAUUACAUGGAAUUCUUCUUGUGAUCUGGUUCAAAAGGUAGGUUAAAAAAUGUAUGAAGUAUGUUUCAUUUAAAAUAGAUGUUGCAUAAUGUAACACAAAGAUAUGACAAGGAUUAAAUUACAGAAGACCAUAAUUAUUUUAAAUUACUUGUAAAAGUAGUUAGCCUUAUCCGUGAAUUUUCAAAAGAUAAUAUUCUAUUGUAUUAUAGUAAUUUUAGUUGAGGCUUAUUUUCUGAAGCCAUUGGCCAUCAUCUUUUGUCUUUUAACAAACGCUUAUCAAUACUGUUGUAUUAAAAAAAUGUGUUUGUGUCAUGGAUCAUUUCUAAUGAAACUGAUGUGGAUUGUUUGUAAUGUUUAUAUAAUUAUCUUUAAAAAAAACAAAACAUCUGAACUUGUCAGUCAAAUUAGUUUUAUCAAGGACAUAAAGAAAAAAUAGUGAAACAGGUGUUUGUUUAGUCUCGGAUGGGUUUGCUCAGAUGAGUGUGCUCUGAUGGUGAAUCUGCCUUUUUUAAGUCUCUGAUGGUUCUGCUCCGAUAGUGAAUCUGCCUUUUUUAGUCUCUGAUGGGUUUGCUCUGAUGAGUGUGCUCUGAUGGUGAAUCUACCUUUUUUAGUCUCUGAUGGGUUUGCUCAGAUGAGUGUGCUCUGAUGGUGAAUCUGCCUUUUUUAAGUCUCUGAUGGUUCUGCUCCGAUAGUGAAUCUGCCUUUUUUAGUCUGAUGGGUUUGCUCUGAUGAGUGUGCUCUGAUGGUGAAUCUGCCUUUUAUAAGUCUCUGAUGGGUCUGCUCUGAUAGUGAAUCUGCCUUUUUUAGUCUCUGAUGGGUGUGCUUUGAUGAGUGUGCUCUGAUGGUGAUUCCACCUUCUUAAGUCUCUGAUUUGGUCUGCUCUGAUAGUGAAUCUACCUUUUUUAGUCUCUGUUGGAUGUGCUCUGACUGUGAAUCUGCCUUCCCAGGUUGCGCAAUCUAAAGUGUUUUCUUUGAGCAAAUAUCCCUUGGUUUGAGGGAUACUUAUAGGCAAUCUUUGAAAUCUUUUUUUCUGAGCUCAAAAUAAUCACUUCCCUUUUGAUAGUUGUUAUAGCUGUUAAGGCACCCUGGUAACAUGUUCAGCCCAAUUUGGCUUGUCUUUUAAAAAGAGUGUGUGGAUUCUUAAGAAACAUCUAGCUAUAAAACUUCUAUAUCAAGAUCUUUUUCCUUCCACCAUAUGCCAAGAAGCUUGUGUAUGUGUCUAGGGUUGAAAUCAUCAUUUAUUGUUGCUUACCCUUAGAAAGUGCUUAUAAAUAUGUGAACUUUUCCUCUGGAGAUGAUGCCCGUUCACUGCAAUGUGAGGUUCUUUGUAAGAGAUUCCUGGAGCUGGCUGGUGCAGGAAUAAUGAAGAUUUACUGGAACAUUGAACUUAAUCACUCACUGAAAUUUUGAACUACUGACUAUCCUGAGAAUAUUUACUUAAUGAUUCACUGAACUGAAUGGACUUAACAAUAUCUUUUAGGCCACUAUUUCCCUUUAUUGGCUGGAGUGUCAUCAUGGAAAAAUUCUUCUGUCCUUUUUUUUUUUUUUUAAAAAUAAACCAUACAAAUUGUGCACCUCUUAACCACAUGAGAACUUACAUUGAAACAUAUUUCUCUACUAUGCCAUUAAUUUUGAUCAAUCUUCUUGGAAGUUUUUCACCUAUAAUAUAUAUUAUUAAUGAAAAAAUUUUUCUGUUCUUUUUUUUUUUUUUAACAAUAAACCAUACAAAUUGUGCACCUCUUAACCACAUGAGAACUUACAUUGAAACAUAUUUCUCUACUAUGCCAUUAAUUUUGAUCAAUCUUCUUGGAUGUUUUUCACCUAUAAUAUAUAUUAUUAUCCAUAGAUUUUAUACAAUUGAUUUUCUACUUUAUAAGCAAACAAAUGUUUUGAAUGUUUAUGAAAGAGAUAAUGUGCUCUUCUGUUGUUUAAAAAAAAAAAGAUUUCUACUUAUGAAGCAGUACACAGAAUAAAAACAUGGGAAGACAUAAAGAGAAGAGUAGGUCCCUAUAGACGAUGUUACAUAUUUACUCACAACAGCAUGCCAGGAGAGCCUGUUGUUGUCCUACACAGAGCGCUUACUACUGAUAUCUCAUCUAAUAUUCAAGUGAGUUCAUGUUAAUUAAUGAAACAAGUAUGUCCUUAAAUUAAAAAAAUGUCCAUGUCCCUGUGUUAAAAGCAAACAUGCAGAGGCAGCAUACUUAAUGCUCUGCUGUUGUGAUGCUAUUUUUAGAUUUGCCAAUGAGUUAUAUGAUGAUAUUAAAGUGGUAUGAACAAAGAAACCCUGUGAAUGUUGAAAAAUUAAAAAUUUUGUUAAAUGGGUUUUACACGGAAAGCAAGCAUUCAUAUGAAAAUAUCUUAGCCCUGAUAGUGCAGUUUGAACUGAAAGCAAGCAUUCAUAUGAAAAUAUCUUAGUCCUGAUAGUGCAGUUUGAACUGAAAGCAAGCAUUCAUAUGAAAAUAUCUUAUUCCUGAUAGUGCAGUUUGAACUGAAAGCAAGCAUUCAUAUGAAAAUAUCUUAGUCCUGAUAGUGCAGUUUGAACUGAAAGCAAGCAUUCAUAUGAAAAUAUCUUAGUCCUGAUAGUGCAGUUUGAACUGAAAGCAAGCAUUCAUAUGAAAAUAUCUUAGUCCUGAUAGUGCAGUUUGAACUGAAAGCAAGCAUUCAUAUGAAAAUAUCUUAGUCCUGAUAGUGCAGUUUGAACUUUUAUAUACCGGUAUCAAGUUUUACAUCUCACCUCAAGCAAUAUGUAUCACUGAAUGAAUUUAUCACUGUGUGCAGGUGUGAUUGAGAGCAAUGAGCAUUCAGAUAUUAUAUAGUUAAUUCUUUACUGAAAUCCAUCUGGCAGAGAGCUUGUGGCAAAUGGAAUCUUAAGAGACAACAAAAUGUUAUCACGACUCACUGGUGGUUUCAGUAACAAAUAUAGUGGACCUUUUUAGUAUGAGAUGUCAUUGUUUGUACAAGUACAAAUUGAUUUGAGUGCUAGAAUAGAUCAUGCUUACACUAGAGUUUUAUCUAAAGUGGCUAACCAGGAUGCAACUGUUUUGUUUUGAAGUUUCAAGAUGCAAAGUAAAAUAUUUUAAUUAUAGGGGGUUUACUCUCAUAUUUGACUAGGGAAACGGUUCUAUGUAAAAAUCCAGAACUUCUCAUCAAUAAAAUAUUUGUAUACCUAUUGAUUACAGACCAUUAUACCAAAUGCAAGAGCUAGGCCAACAGUUUCCCUUGAAAAAAGCCUGGCAGAUGCAUGCGCUCCAGAAGAAGAGAUUUCCCCAUCGGCCUCUGGCACAGCUGAAAAGACCAAUGACAAUUUAGCCUCACAACACUAUUUUGAGAAAGAAGAACAAGCAAAUAUAAAAUGGGCAAUAUUUUAUUCAAUAACUUCAACACAGAAAGGUAAUAAGACAGAAAGGUAAUAACACUGAAAGGUAAUACAACAGAAAAAAUAUUAAUAAACAAAACAAAAUAUUCUAUAAAUACUUAUGGGCUAAAGUUUGUUCACUUUUCUUAUCAAAUAUUCAUAACAUUCAGAUCAGUUGUUCAAACUUUUUUUAAAUUUAUAGACACUGAGAAGACACAGAAAAGCUACAGUUUGAUCAUGCUGGUAGAAUGCUUUUAGCAAAAUGAACGUAGGUCUCUAGGAAUAGGAAUAUCUAUAGUAAUAGUUGUUCAUCCGUCAAGAUCAGUUAGGACCAUCUAAGUAUCCAUCCUGUUAAAGGGGGUGGGGGGAUCACUGUGAGUUCAUAGUUGGCUUGCUAGUCCAAUCCAGGCUCGGAAUAGUCUCUGGCACCACAGGAUAUCUAACACAAGGUAUCAUGCCAGGGACAUCAUUUAUUCUGAUAUAUUUUUGAACAUGCUAGGGCCGGCCUUAGGUGUAGGGUGUGUGUGUGUGUGGUGUGUGUGUGUUGGAAUGUGUUCUACUUAUCACAGAAUGUAGGAAUUUAUGGGGUGUACCUGUCAAUGUGGGCCUUAAUGGAGAUGCACCUGUGACUGGGGGCCUUUAUGUUGAUGUACCUUUGAAUGUGGGUCUUUAUGUUGACCUACCAGUGAAUGUGAGCCUUUAUGGUGAUGUGCCUGUGAUUGUGGGUCUUUAUGGUGAUAUACCUGUGAAUGUGGGUAUUUCUGGUGAUUUACCUGUGAAUGUGGGUAUUUAAUGGUGAUUUAUCUGUGAAUGUGGGUCUUUAUGGUGAUAUACCUGUGAAUGUGGGUAUUUAAUGGUGAUUUAUCUGUGAAUGUGGGUCUUUAUGGUGAUUUACCUGUGAAUGUGGGUCUUUAUGGUGAUUUACCUGUGAAUGUGGGUAUUUAAUGGUGAUUUAUCUGUGAAUGUGGGUCUUUAUGGUGAUAUACCUGUGAAUGUGGGUAUUUAAUGGUGAUUUACCAGUGAAUGUGGGUCUUUAUGGUGAUUUAUCUGUGAAUGUGGGUAUUUAAUGGUGAUUUAUCUGUGAAUGUGGGUAUUUAAUGGUGAUUUAUCUGUGAAUGUGGGUCUUUAUGGUGAUAUACCUGUGAAUGUGGGUAUUUAAUGGUGAUUUAUCUGUGAAUGUUGGUCUUUAUGGUGAUUUACCUGUGAAUGUGGGUAUUUAAUGGUGAUUUAUCUGUGAAUGUGGGUCUUUAUGGUGAUAUACCUGUGAAUGUGGGUAUUUAAUGGUGAUUUAUCUGUGAAUGUGGGUCUUUAUGGUGAUAUACCUGUGAAUGUGGGUCUUUAUGGUGAUUUACCUGUGAAUGUAAGUCUUUAUGGUGAUGGACCUGUGAAUGUGAGCUUUUAUUUUUAUGGGGCUUUGCCUGUGAAUGUUGGCUGUCAUGUUGAUUGACCCAGCUAUCCUCAACUUUCCUAUUCACACUUCAUGUAGUUUUUUUUUUUAAUUAGUCAUCACUUUUAAAAUAGAUGUAGGCAUUCAUUUAGAUCCACAUGAUUUGAUUGGUUGACUUUUCAAAUGACGUCAGUAAUUUUCUUUUAUUGGGCUGGUCCUUUGUGCUUAAAAAGAAAAUUAAUUUUCUUCAUUGUGGCUGUUAUUUUUCAUAAUAACUGGCCUAAGAAAGUGUAAAAUUGUUGACCGAAACUAAAGAACUCCAUAGUAAAGAUGAGUUACAAGAAGCUUUUUAGAAAAAUGUAUUUUACAACACUUUGAAUGAAAGCAAAUCAAUAUAAUGCGACUAUUCUUUAUUCACAUGCCUUAUUGCUUACUUUUCAUAAACUAAUUCCAAUCAUGAUAUUUCGUUUGAUAGGUUUACAAGGCAUUGAUUUGGGUAAUUACCUUAUCAAAUCAGUUGUGCGGCGGUUGCAAGAAGAGUUUCCUCAUCUUCAAAACUUCUCCAGUCUUUCACCAAUACCAGGAUUCAGGGAUUGGAUAGUUUCUACUCUUAACCACAGGAUUAACCAACACAGUAAGCGUUGAUCAAAUGACUAUUCAACUUUAACAAACAAAUACCCCUUGUUUAAAGUUGUUUUGUAAUUACCCAUAUUUUUUCCUCUAGUGCUGGGUGGCAGAGCGGCCUACACUGACUCAAUCCAAAUAGUUGGUGGUCUGGAGUUCAACACCCACCAAGCAAAAGAAACAUCCCAAGCACUCGGAGUGGAUAGGACUCUUUAGCCUUGGCAACUCAUCUAAGAGAAGGCAAACUCUGAAUUGAAACCAGGAGCCAGAAUGAUCAAUAAAUUGAUAAUGGCCCUUAAAUAUAUAUAUUUUUGUAAAACGCAACUUGUAUUGCCUUAAUCUAAAAAAUAAUAAAUAAGCCUCAGUUAAGGACGCCACAUCAAAGCAUGUAAUUUUUUUUAGAUAUCUGCAAAUCUAAAAAAAAUGCUCCUUUAUCAAAUAGUUUAAGUAGAUUUUUUAGUGUAAAUCAUGAUUAAAAUACAUUUUGCAGUUUGAAGUAUAUUUAUGAUUCACUAUUGAACUUGACCGGCACAGAGUGGAACUUAACAGAUAUACAAUAAGUCUUUGAAAUAUCUGUCAAUGUUGAAUUUUCAUUGCAUGUGCCUUAAGAACUAAUCAUUAUGAGAAAUUAAUAUAAUUUUCCUUUACAGUGUUUUCAUUGUAAAUUUAUAUCAUAUCAGUACUUAAAGUUUUAAAAAUUUCAUUUCCAUAGAAAAAGUAAAUUUUAUUCUCAGGAUUUUCCACAAUCUAUAAAUGUUGUUUAAAGAAUUUAUGUUGUUUUAAAUAUCACCAAUGACUUGACGGCAAUUCCUCACAAUGAAAUAAUAAGUUAUGCUUAAAAAAAUCAGAAAUGAUGUCCUUAGCAUAUCUCAAACAUUAUUAACAUUUUGAUUUGUUUCAAUCUUAGAUUUACGAGAAGAUCCUGGUUUUCCUAUUUCACUACAAGAUUUGGAAGCCCUUGUGCCAUAUCAAAAUGCAGAUCACAAUUCAUUGCUGGACACUUUCAAAGAUCAAAUUUUAUCACACAAAUGGUACAGAGAUCAAACUCUUCAGCGGGUUAGUCAAAACAUUAAAUACUAACGUAUAUAUUUGUUUUUGUUCUGGUUUUUACAGAUACUAUCCUUUUUUUUUUAGUAUAUUCAUAUUUUUUAAUUGCACCAUGUUUUUGUACAUGGGCUUAGUACAUACUGGAAUUUAGAUUUGAACCCUAGACUGUCAAAGUAAUUUUUUUGUACUUUACUUACAGUGCCACAAAGUAACCCCAAAUAUCUAUAGAACUAGGCAAAGACAGUUCAGUGCUUUAGCAGUUACAACCUAUUUUGACCAUUGGCUCCAAGCACUUCAUCCAUUUUAGAAAGAAAAUUAAAGACAUUAAGUUUUGAACAGUAUUUAGAGUGAAUAAUUCCUGAUCCCUGAUGCUUGGUACCUUGAACUUGAAAAAGAAGAUACAAUUAAUAAACAAAAAUAAGUUGCAAUAUACAUAAAAAUAAUGCAAUUUUUCUUUUAAAUUAUUUUUUUUAUGAGUCAGAGCUAAUCAGUGUAAUGUGUGCAUGGACAGAACAUAAUUUUAUAAAGUUAAAGAAGAAAAAAAAUGCAUAUUAAAUUCUGUGUGGCCCUGUAAAAUACAAUUUUGAUCAUAUAUUAAAAUUAUACUGGUAUUACUAUUUAAGCAUGUAGCUAUGUUAGGAGGAUUAUAAAUAUCACACAGAUUAAGACAUUUAUAAAUAUUUAAUUUUUGAAAAAUUUAGACUCUGUAUUGUAAAUUAUCUUUGUUAUUUGAGUAUAUUACUUUAAGGUAAACUUUUAUUCUUAAUUAAUAACUUAUUAUUAUCUUUUUUCUAAGUGUUCAACAAAAUUCAAAUCAUUAAUUAACCUGGAUUGUAUUUAGAAGGCAUUUUAAAGCUUUGUGCAUUACCCUUUACAUUUAUAAUGAUUUAUAAAUAUAGGCUUUAAUGUAUUAAAUUAUUUUAUAAAAUAAAUUUAAUUUCCUAAUGAUCUGGUGAUCUAAUGUUACAAAAUGUUAGCAACAGUGAGUUUUUGUAUGGACAUUAUUGAUUGCCAUGAUUAACUCAUUUACUAAUUUUCAAGUUUUAUAUAAAAGAAAAUUAAAAGUAAUUUAUAAACACAAUUUAAAAAUAAACAGCUGAUUUCUUAUUGAUAAAAUUAAACUGUACACUGUAAAUGGUUUCCUUGGUAAACAUUUUUGUUGCUGUUUAUUCCUUUUUUAAAACAAUCGGUGAAGAUGUACAAAUAUUUAAAUGGAUAUAGUGCAUGAUCAAAUACAGGAGUAUCUUAACUAAUUCCUGCUAUGUUGUAUAUUAAUUAUUUAAGUUUUUUUUAAACUAAACAUUUCUAAGAAAAUUUGUUAAAUAUGUUUUUUUUAUUACAGAUUAUGAUGAGUCCACUAAUGAGAUUAUGUGCGAAUUAUUUAUACAUUCAAAAAAGGAGAAAUUAUGCCUUAAAUCCAGUGGGUAAGUUGUUUGUUCUCCACAAGAAACAUCUGUUUGUUCUUCAUAAGAAACAUCUUUUUGUUUUCCAUAAGACACAUCUAUUUUAGUCAAACUAGCAGGUUUACUUCAGCACAAUUUAAAUUGACGAAAUCAAUUAUGAAUUUUGUGAAAAUCAGGAUGAAAAAAAUGUCAACAAAUAUCAAAACCUUAAAUUGGCAGCAUUAAAAAAAAAAUUUUGACCAAAUAAAUGCUUACACACUUUAGGAAAAACAAAUGGCAUAAAUGAAAUUUAUACUGGAGCUCAUUGUCAACCAGAAUUCAGGGAUCCGCUGAGAAACCAGAUUCAAUAUAGCAUGGUCUAUCUAAUAAUUAAACAUAAUUAAAUUUAUGUCUUCUCUGUAAGCCUGUCAGUGAUCAGCAAUAGGCCAAAGCCUAUCAGUAAUAGGCCAAAACCUGUCAGUAAUAUGCUAAAGCCUAUCAGUCAUAGGCAAAACCCUGUCAUUAAUAAGCCAAAGCCUUUCAGUAAUAGGCCAAAACUGAUAAGAUUCAGAUAGGUUCCUGAUACUUUACUUGUUAAAAAGAAAUGGUUAAAAUAUUAACAAACUUGAUUUGACUUUCCAGCCAAUUUCCACUUAAGCAAUGGAGCUGUUCUAUGGAGAAUUAAUUUUCUAGGGGAUACAUCGAUCCGAGGUCUGAAUCAAUCUUGUGGAUUAAUGGUUAAUUACCGCUACUUUCUUGAUUCAACUGAGGCCAACAGUAGGAAUUACCUAGAAAAACAACAGAUUAGAGCAUCAGCCGGAGUGUUGAAGUUGUUGGAGAAAUAAAUGCGGUGUGCAAUUAAAUAGGAUGAAAAUUUAGGAGGUACCCCCAAAUUUAAAGUAUUGAACAUUAUUUUGCCAUAUGCUAAAAAUCUUCAUAACUUUUAUUAGGUACUCUCAAAUGUAAUUUUUGUUUCAGCCAUUAUAUCAUGAGAUUUUAAGUUAUAUUUUAGGUUUCUACUGAUCUGUUAGUGCUCUUAUCCAUGUUUACUUAGGCCUAAAAACACUACUAUUAAAGCAAUUUUUAUUUUUACUAUUUCAAUUCCAUUUUAAAGGAGGCUUUUAAAUAAUCAAUUCUUUACAAGUGUAUAUGUAGUAGCAAUCUGUUCAUGAAGCUAGUUUGUCAAUUUGUGCAUCUCUGUAAUUGUACUAAGACUUUAUUUCAAUAAAACCUCUCAAUUCCUAUUAUGUUAUAAUCAACAGUGACACAUUUUGUGUUCUUGAUAUACAAUGUUUAAAAUAAAAAUGAUUACCGUAUGACUUUUGCUGUGCGGCAUAUAAAAAUUCCAUAAUAGUAAAAUAAAUAAUCAAAAUUAAGUUAUUAACGGGCUAAAAACAUGUUAUUGUAAUUGAAUACUCGGACCAAAAAAUUUUUAUUUUUUUUAAACCUUCAGAUGAUCCUAAUCAGAAAGACAAAGUGCAUGAUCAUUGGAGGUACUGUUUGGAGUCUGAGGGACUCAGUACAUCUUAGAAUCAAGAUUAGGACCUCAAUUAAACCAAAUAAUUGCAUUCAUUACAUUUGUCAGUGAUAUAUACAUAUAUUUAAGUAUAGUUAUUACACUAAUUCAGUGGUACUCACCAAGUGGGUAUGGACACCCUAGGUCGAGUAGCAAAAUACACAAAUUUGAUUGGUUGUUUAAAAUGUUAAUCUAUUUCUUAUUUGUAACACCUUUUGUUUUAUAUUUAGAAUUUGUUGUGGGUUGUAACAACUUUACAAAUGCUAUCAAUGGGUCGCUGUGAUAAAAUGCUUGAUACCACUGCAAUCAUUUAUUAAAUUAUGAAAUUGUCUGGAAAGUUUUAAUAAUUGUAAUCCUCAAAUACAUAUCAAAUCACAUUUCAUAACUGCGGAGCAAGUAUGCAAUGUAUAAUCUAUGCAAUCUAUACUCUUGCCUUGUGUUGUCCUCUUGCCUUUUGUUGGGCACUAGCCUUGUGUUGUCCAUUCGCCUUGUGUUGUUCGCUAGCUUUGUGACGUCCACUUGCCUUUUGUUGCAGACAUUUUCAUUCUGUUUACAUUUUUUACUUCUUGUUACCAUGCCUAGUUAUGGCUGUAAUUUAACCUUAUUUUGGUUUACAUACGAAAAAAAAGUGUUUGAAUGCUUUUAUACAAGCAAAUACAAUUGAAAUGACAAUUGUUUUGAUUAUUACGCAUUUUCCAUAUUUCUCUAUUAUUAGUUAAAGAUAUUUGGGCCUUCAUUCAUAUUGGGGAGAGUGAAGAAAUUAUUGCAAAAUCGAAAUUAAUUUCAUGAUGUUAAAUGUGUAGAAAAAAUAGGUUUUAUUUUAUUCUAAAUUAUAAAUGCAGAA
Lymnaea stagnalis (great pond snail) is the source of this 13115-nucleotide messenger RNA. The record is from the annotation of a GenBank genome assembly. NCBI's taxonomy places the organism in Eukaryota, Metazoa, Mollusca, Gastropoda, Lymnaeidae.